CGUCGUCUUCAACAAGGCAAGGAAUUGCGUGCAGAAUGCUGCUAUGACGUGUGGCUAGUGGGCGGAUCCCUCAAGAAUCAGGUUUGUGUGGCACAUGGAUUUGAUCAUGGCGCAGGCGUCGCUCGGUAUGCUGCCCGCACACGCUGGUCUCGAGAUCGUGAGACUGGGCCAGCCGCGACAUGUUCCCUGCCCGCAUGCCCGCGGACGUCACUGCUUUCCUCUUGCACUGUCUCGCUGCCCUGACCACUGGCAUCGUGAUUUCCUGCCCUCUGUAGCUCUCCAAGAAAUUCACAACCUAUCCUCCCAUCACCAACCAAACCCCCACUAUAGACAAUCAUGCCGACUGAUGAGGAGAUUGUUGCUGCGCGCCAGAAUUGGGAACCGGAGUACCCCUCGGGAGACGAAAAGAGAUUCGCCGGUAGCCAGGCAGAGCAGGCACAAAACCAGAGGACUGUCACGCAACAAAAGAAGCACAACGAAUACUACAACCAGGAGAAGCGUCAGACCGGUCUCCAAACCGAGCGUUCCCGAUCCUCAUCGCGCCGAGCAAGAAGAAAGCGAGUCAAGAACGACCAGAGAGAUGGCAAAUACAUGCACACCAAUUCCCUAGAAGCUCUGGAAGAAGCCGACGCCAACGGCGAGCUACACGAGAUGCAACCUUUCGAACGUAUCGGACCCGAUUCAACAUCCAUGGACGGCCCUGUCACCAAGGCUCGCGCAGACAGAGGAGAGAUUCCUAUGCGAGGCAGCAACCCCAACCAGCCCUAUUAUAAGAAACCACCAAAGAAGGAGUCGUCUCUCCUUGAUGAAACCGAUGGCUUGAAGCUGAAGCUGGAUGCCAACCUCGACGUCGAAAUUGAGCUCAAGGCCAGUAUUCGUGGUGACCUGACACUAUCACUCUUUGCAUGAUCGAAUUGGCUUGCCAGAGCCAGACCCCUUGUCUGCUCCCAGCCAAAUCGCCCAAACGCACUCCUUGGCAUGAUCAUGUAUUAUUUUUAUCACCUGUACGAAACCGAACCGUCAUGAUGGGAACGGCGUUUGUUUUAAUCGGAAGCGUUUCAUUCAUACCUCUAUGCUUAUAACUUAAAAUCGUUGGCUAGAUACAUGCUAGCAAUUUACUGCUUGACAGAACCAA
Molecule: messenger RNA, 1135 nt
Organism: Aureobasidium subglaciale EXF-2481
Lineage: Eukaryota; Fungi; Ascomycota; Dothideomycetes; Dothideales; Saccotheciaceae
Exons: 3
Coding region: 337-909 (190 amino acids)
Source: RefSeq, a predicted model, not a curated record